CAUUUAAAUUUAAUCAAACUUUUGAUAUUCUUUUGUAGACACAGGUAAUACAAGAGAUGGAUUGUCUCUAAAAACCUUCUACAUUGUAUUCGCGGAUUCUGUUCGACGCAGAAUUCUCCCAAUUUCCUGAACCUCCUGAACCGUGAAGAGAUAAUAACUCUACUAAUUUCCGGAUUGCAUAAAUGUCCAAGGUAACUACUACUCCUUCAGGUGUAUCUACGUGAUUAGAUAUGAAUUAUGUUUCUGAUACCUCUUCAAAUGUAUAUACGUAUCCUGAUCGACAAAGAAGGACUCCUGUCAAUCACGACGCAACAGCCUGCUAUAUAUAUGCGAAACCAGAUUCGGCAGGUAGCCACGUACGUACUCAUCGCCGCGAUUCCUAAACCUCUCUCUCGACGAUAACUUUUUUCCCGGAAGGUAGUUAGCUCUCGCCGUAGAUCGUAAACUAAGGCGUAGCUGCGGGGGUCGAAGAUGGCGAGUUUCCAUGUCGCCGACGCGUCGGAGUACCUGGCCAUCACCGGCUGGGGCAUCGACGACGUCAAGCUGGCGAAGAAGGCGUGGGUGUUCGUGGGGCAGAAGUGCAAGAAAUUCAGCAUCUCGCCGGAGAACUAUGAGUUCGAGGUGCACGCCAUGAGCGCCGAGAAGCUGCCUUUCAUCCUCCCCGCCGUGUUCACGAUCGGCCCCAAGAUCACGGCCACCAGCGACGAGGAGUCGGACAGGAAGGACCUGGAGGCGCAGCUCCUCCUCUACGCAAAGCUCAUCGCGCCGCUGCACACCUCGAGGAGCCAUGUCCACGAGCUGGUCAAGGGCAUCAUCGAGGGCGAGACUCGCGUGCUGGCGGCGGAGCUCACCAUGGAGGAGAUCUUCAAGGGUACCAAGUCCUUCAAAAUGAAGGUCUUCGAACAGGUGCAGCUGGAGCUCAACCAGUUCGGCCUCUUCAUCUACAACGCCAACGUGAAGCAGCUGGUGGACGUGCCCGGCCACGAGUACUUCUCCUACCUCGGCCAGAAGACGCAGCAGGACGCCGCCAACCAGGCCAGGGUGGACGUGGCGGAGGCCCGGAUGAAGGGAGAGGUGGGAGCCAAGGAGAGGGAUGGGCUCACCAAGCAGAACGCCGCCAAGGUCGAUGCCGAGACCAAGGUGCUGUCGGUGCGGCAGCAGGGCCAGGGGCUCAAGGAGGAGGCCAAGGUCAAGGCCGAGGUGCAGGUGUUUGAGAACGCCAGGGAGGCGGACAUCGCCGCGGCCAAGGCCGAGCUUGCCAUGAAGAAGGCCGGCUGGGAUAGGCAGGCCAAGGUGGCCGAGGUGGAGGCGGCCAAGGCCGUCGCCAUCCGUGAGGCCGAGCUCCAGAUGGAGGUCGAGCGCAAGAACGCCAUGCGCCAGACCGAGAAGCUCAAGGCCGAGCAACUCAGCAAGGCCACCGUGCAGUACGACACACAGGUUCAAGAAUCAAACGCCCUGUUCUACAGCCGGCAGAAGGCGGCGGAGGCGGCGCUGUUCGAGCAGACCAAGGUGGCGGAGGCGCGCAAGGCGCAGGCGGACGCCAAGUUCUUCGAGGAGAAGAUGUGCGAGGACGCCAAGCUCUACGCCAAGCAGCAGGAGGCCGAGUCCCUGGCGCUGGUGGGCAAGGCCAAGACGGAGUACGUGGCGUCCAUGCUCAACGCUCUCGGCGGCAACUACCACGCGCUAAGAGACUACCUCAUGAUCGACAGCGGCAUGUACGCCGAGAUGGCGCGCAUCAACGCCGGCGCGGUCAGCGGCAUGCAGCCCAAGAUCAGCAUCUGGAGCAACGGAGACGGCGCCGGCGCCGGACAGGCUGCCCCCGCUGGCGGCGCGCUGCAGCAGAUGGCCGGGCUCUACAAGAUGCUGCCGCCGCUUCUGUCCACGGUGCAUGAGCAGACAGGGAUGCUGCCGCCGGCGUGGAUGGGCAAGCUGCCCGAGGACGGUGCUGCCAACUGAACUGAUAUAGUCCCGCAGGGGUUUUCGUUAGAUAGUUAGGUAGGACUACAUUAUUUUCGUCGUUGCGUUUGAGUACCUACUUAUCGCAGGUUCUGUUUGUUACAUAGUUUCGGCUUACC
This is a messenger RNA of Lolium perenne, 2075 nucleotides long. Its product is annotated as flotillin-like protein 2. NCBI's taxonomy places the organism in Eukaryota, Viridiplantae, Streptophyta, Magnoliopsida, Poales, Poaceae. The record is from RefSeq and is a predicted model, not a curated record. Gene Ontology annotation, cellular component: plasma membrane; plasma membrane raft.